AAUGUGUUUAAAUUCUGUGCAGGUUACUGUUUUGGUUGAGUUGGGUUCUGUUUCAUUUCUGACAGAGAACUUAAGAAUGGCUUCCGACAAGAGCGAGAAUUGCCUUGGUUGGGCAGCUAGAGAUGAAUCGGGAGUUCUAUCCCCAUAUGAGUUUAACAGAAGGGCUGUUGGGAAAGAUGACAUUUCAGUAAGAAUAACACACUGUGGAAUGUGUUAUGCUGAUGUUCUUUACACCAGGGGUAAAUCUCGGAAGUCGCUAUAUCCUGUAGUACCAGGCCAUGAGAUAGUUGGAAUUGUACAAGAAGCUGGAUCUGAUGUUCAUCGCUUUAAAAUUGGAGACCAUGUUGGGGUGGGAACAUAUGUUAACUCAUGCAGGGAUUGCGAGUAUUGUGAUGAUGGGCUUGAAGUGCACUGUGCAGAUGGAAUUGUUCCCACCUUUAAUGGUGUUGAUGUCGACGGCACCAUCACUAAAGGAGGAUACUCCAGUUUCAUUGUUGUUCAUGAAAGAUACUGCUACAACAUACCUGAUAGCUAUCCGCUAGCUUUAGCAGCACCGUUGCUGUGUGCUGGCAUAACAGUCUACACUCCCAUGAUUCGUCACAAGAUGAACCAACCCGGAAAAUCCCUUGGGGUGAUUGGACUAGGCGGCCUCGGUCACUUGGCUGUGAAGUUCGGCAAGGCUUUUGGACUAAAUGUCACAGUUUUUAGCACAAGCAUGUCGAAAAAAGAGGAAGCCUUGACUAUCUUAGGAGCAGACAAAUUUGUAGUCUCCUCCGACAAGGAGCAAAUGAAGACUCUAGACAAAUCCCUGGACUUCAUUAUUGACACAGCAUCAGGUGAUCAUAUAUUUGAUCCAUACAUAUCCACUCUGAAGACUGCUGGAGUCCUGGUCUUGGUGGGCGCUCCAAAUGAAAUCAAGCUGAGUCCUCUGAACCUUCUUCUAGGUAUGAUAACCAUUUCAGGAAGUGUAGUGGGUGGCACAAAACGUACACAAGAAAUGUUGGAUUUUUGUGGCACUCACAAAAUCCACCCAAAAAUAGAAAUCAUACCGAUUCAGUCUGUUAAUGAAGCCCUUGAGAGGCUGAUAAAGAACGACGUCAAGUAUCGGUUUGUGAUUGACAUAGAAAACUCCCUCAAGUGAUAUACAGCACUCCCGAGGAAUGGCACAGUGAUGAAAGAAAACUCUUCAGCAUUCAGUUCCACUAGUUUCUUUUAGCAACAGCCUGAGAAUAAAAUAAAUAGCAUUGUGUCUGCUUUCAAGU
Populus nigra (black poplar) is the source of this 1262-nucleotide messenger RNA. RefSeq names its product probable cinnamyl alcohol dehydrogenase 1. Gene Ontology annotation, molecular function: zinc ion binding; oxidoreductase activity, acting on the CH-OH group of donors, NAD or NADP as acceptor. The transcript has 6 exons. The coding region runs from base 2 to 1141 and encodes 379 amino acids. The record is from RefSeq and is a predicted model, not a curated record. NCBI's taxonomy places the organism in Eukaryota, Viridiplantae, Streptophyta, Magnoliopsida, Malpighiales, Salicaceae.